Branchiostoma floridae (Florida lancelet) is the source of this 1408-nucleotide messenger RNA. RefSeq lists its product as uncharacterized. The coding region runs from base 17 to 610 and encodes 197 amino acids. The transcript has 5 exons. Lineage: Eukaryota; Metazoa; Chordata; Leptocardii; Amphioxiformes; Branchiostomatidae. The record is from RefSeq and is a predicted model, not a curated record.
AACAACUGUGACGAACAUGCCACCUGUACCAAUACACCUGGGAGCUACACCUGCGCCUGUUUGGAAGGAUUCAGUGGCGAUGGAUACACAUGUACAGAUGAUGACGAGUGUGCUCAGGAGAGUACCUGUGAUGAACAUGCCACCUGUACCAACACACUUGGGAGCUACACCUGUGCUUGUAACGAAGGAUACACUGGCGAUGGAAACACUUGCACGGAGAGAUGCUCUUCAGGUUUUGAGUAUUGGAACGAAGCCUGCUACUACCUCUCGCCAAAUAGAAAAACAUUUUUUUUCAGCCGAAAGGGACUGUGACAGUCGUAGGGCGAAACUAGUUGUUUGGCCCGACUCAGCCACUCACCAAUAUCUGAUUGAAAACGCGAAAAGCAAGAGAAACAUCUGGAUUGGACUGAGUGACCGUGGACAAGAGGGUGAGUUCGUCUGGAGCAAUGGUGACUCUCUCGGGUCCUUCCACCACUGGAAGGGGCACAACUUUCCACGUGCUCACUGUGUGGCGAUGAUGAAAAGGAGGGGGACCUAUGUGUUGGGAGUGAAGCUCUGCGCGGCAAAUUGCAACUAUUUCUGCCAACGAACUGCUGCAACCAAUCCUUAGGACAAGGAUGGGAAGAGAGGACGGACCAACAACAUUGACCAAUACUGAGGGUAUUGAGAGGUAGAGACUCUCCAGUCCGCUUAUGAGGCUUAACUGUACAUGUAAUGCUUACGAAUUAUCAAAUGUUCAAUUCUCUAUUACUUACUUUUAUAAAGCUAAGACAUUAUACGCCAGAAAAAGAAGUUACUCAAUCAGUUGGAUACAAUUUUGGAAAUGGUUAGAUAAUAUCCACUAUCAUUCGUCAGUGACACCGAUGUGAUCCGAAAGAAACUUUAUACCCUAAUUAUAAAUGCAAAAGAGCUGAAGACAAUUUUGUAUAGUCAAAGAGGAUAAGGAUUAUAUUUGACGUUUUCUUUUGAGGUGCCAGGUUACAAGACGUUAUCCAAAUUUGGUGACGAGUUUGCUUUCUAUCUAUGUUUAAAGUAGGACAAAAUAGAAAGAAAAUGAUAUUAGCUGCCAGAGAAACUUUUUAUCGCGUAUAUAAUAAACCGAACAAUGUUUUCGCGUUUGAGGCCAUAAAAAGUUAUCACUUUCUGCACUGUUUCCUUAACUUAUACUAUAAUCAGGUUUCUGUCCUAUGUUUUCAAAUAGGAACUACAUCGGUUGAAACCCAGUUCAAAUAAUCCUGCUGUUUAUUUCAUCCGAUCUAAAGUGUAAAUUUGCAUACGGUAUUCAUAUAAAACUAUUAUGAUGUAGUCACUCGUGUACAGGGUUGUAGCCAACACCUGUCCUUCAGUCCUUUGAAGGAAUUUUGCAACUGGGGACUGAAAAAAAGUUUUCCCCAUUCCGUCCCCUUGG